UGGCAGCAGUCUAGUGCACCUCUACGAGGACAGGUCUAUGUGUAAGAGUAACGUAUGGUUGACUCUGAGGAAGGGAUAGUAGAAAGAGAAGUUAGACAGCAGUUUACUACAAGUAAUGUUGCAGCUGGCCGUCUCAGAGGAGCGCAAGAAAGUGUUAGGGAAGAGCUCAUGCAACUUGCUCUGGAAGUAAAUCCAGUAAACUUAAGUGCAGAAACUCCUGAUUUUGUAGCUCCAGAGUUUAUUACCAAAGCUUUAAGUGAAGCUGUGACUGGACCAAAUAUUCUUCUAAAUCAAUACACUCGGGGCUAUGGUCACCCACGGUUAGUGAAUGCUCUAAGCAAACUGUACUCAAAAUUGCUUGGUCAUGAACUGGAUCCAUUCAAAGAGAUAUUAGUAACUGUAGGAGCUUAUGGAGCACUUCACUGUGCCAUCAUGGCCUUAAUUAACCCAGGAGAUGAGGUCAUUAUCAUAGAACCAUUUUUUGAAUGCUAUGUACACAUCACUAAAAUGGCAGGUGGCAUUCCUGUUUUUGUACCACUUUUGAAGAAUAAGACUAAGGAUUCCAUAUCAAGUGCUGAUUGGGUGUUAGAUCCUAAAGAAGUUGCUUCAAAAUUUACCAACAAAACUAAAAUGAUUAUUAUUAACACCCCACAUUAUCCACUAGGAAAGGUAUUUACAUGCUCGGAGCUAGACAUGGUAGCAGAAUUUUGUAAGAAACAUAACGUCAUCUGUGUUAUGGAUGAGACAUAUGAAUGGUUAGUGUUCAAAAGCUCGGAGCACAUUCGCAUGGCAACCCUCCCUGGAAUGUGGGAACUAACAAUUACCAUUGGAAGUGCUGGAAAAACAUUUAAUCUUACAGGAUGGAAGGAAGCCAUAGGAAUUGGGCUUGAAAUUGAAAUUGAACGUAAGGAAACACCAGACAGCUACUUGCAAGAUCGUGUAGAGAGGUUAGAACUGAAACGAGAUUGCAUGGCUAAAUGUUUAUCUUCUGUAGGAAUGACACCUGUUAUUCCAGAAGGGGGAUAUUUCAUUGUUGCUGAUUUCUCAAAAUUAGGUGCCAAGAUAAGCCUGAAUCUUGAUGAAGAGCAAGGAGCAAAGGACUAUCAAUUUGCAAAGUGGCUAUACAGGAAUGAGAAACUUCAAGUUUUCCCAUUCAGUAUAUUUUAUUGUGUUGAACACAAACAUUUAGGAGAGGACUUUGUAUGCUUUUGUUUUGUCAAGUAUGAGAAGGCCGAGCAAGUUUUCAGUGAGUUGAAGAAAUCUCUCAAUCGAGUUGACACUUAUUGUAAGACUGCAGUCUAAGAAGAAUCAGAAUAUAAAAUGAAUAUAUUCAGUUACUUAUUAAGACUGUUGAGGUAUAAGGUAUUUAUGUUUGAAGUAGUUUUUUACAGCCUUCUACUGCAUUUAGGAACUUUUUGGAAUAAUACUGGGUUUUUCAGUUUUAUCUAAUCUUGGAAUCUUAAACGAUGUUCGUAUUAAAAUGCCUCCAUAUGGAGUUAAUAUGAAAAAUGUUUUAAUGGAACAGAGAUGAAUUUAUAAAUCUCAACUUUUUAUAUUCAGAUAUCUUUAUGGUAGUAACAUUGUCUUAAGUGUUACUUCUUUUUGUUUAUAUGUACCUGUAUUUCUUCUUAGUCCAGUAUAAGAUCAAAAACAAAUAUAUUUUUCUGCUUAUCUAAUUAUUUUUAAUAAUUUUCAU
This is a messenger RNA of Limulus polyphemus (Atlantic horseshoe crab), 1696 nucleotides long. RefSeq names its product kynurenine--oxoglutarate transaminase 3-like. Gene Ontology annotation, cellular component: cytoplasm; mitochondrion. Gene Ontology annotation, biological process: biosynthetic process. Bases 55 to 1302 code for a protein of 415 amino acids. Gene Ontology annotation, molecular function: L-kynurenine:2-oxoglutarate transaminase activity; pyridoxal phosphate binding. The transcript has 12 exons. The record is from RefSeq and is a predicted model, not a curated record. Lineage: Eukaryota; Metazoa; Arthropoda; Merostomata; Xiphosura; Limulidae.